AUGUUUCAGCGUCGCACAGCAGUUGCUGCCAAGCGUUCCGUUGCUCAAUGGAGGGGUCUCGCAACCGCGUCUCCCGUGAGCUCUGCACGAAACCAUAAGAUUGUAGUGGUCGGCGGUGGUACUGCUGGUCUCACCAUCAGCCACCAGCUCCUACACUCCGGCAAAUUUGCCCAAGAUGACAUUGCGGUGAUUGAUCCAGCCGCGUGGCAUCACUACCAACCCGGCUGGACACUGGUCGGUGGUGGUCUCAAGGACAAAACGGAACUGCGCAAGCCGUUAAACAGCUUGGUUGAUUCCAAGUUCAAGUUCUAUAACGAGGGUGUUGGCGCAUUUGCUCCCGCUGAAAAUGCGCUCACUCUUGAGAAUGGCGACAAGAUCAACUACGAGCAGCUGGUCGUGGUGCCCGGUAUUAACAUCAACUACGGCUCUAUCAAGGGUCUCCCUGAAGCCCUUGCAGACCGAAACUCAAAGGUUUCGACAAUCUACAGCUACGACACAUGCGACAAGGCUUUCCGCUGCAUUGAGAACUUCCGCGAAGGAAAUGCCAUUUUCACUCAGCCAGCCGGUAUGGUGAAGUGUGCAGGCGCUCCACAGAAGAUCAUGUGGCUUGCGUUGGAUCAUUGGAAACGAGCUGGCCUCUACAACCCCACCAACCCCUCCGCCUCGCCUGUCAAAAUUAGCUUCGCAACCGGCCUCCCAAUGAUGUUCGGUGUGCCCAAGUACAGUGCCGUCCUCGAGCAGAUGCGGAAGGAUCGUGGUGUUGAGGGAUUGUUCCAGCACGAUCUCCUCGCCAUUGAUGGCAAGGCUGCUAUCUUUGCUUCUCCCGAAGGAGAAGUCACCAGACAAUUCGACCUCUUGCACGUCACCCCCAAGAUGGGUGCCCACGGCUUCGUCAAGAACAGCCCUCUGGCCAACGAGGCUGGAUUCGUCGAUGUUGACGAUAGCACCACCCAGCACAAGGCGUUCUCCAAUGUCUGGUCUGCCGGUGAUGCUUCUAGUUUGCCCACAUCCAAGACCGCUGCUGCGGUCACUGCUGAGGCACCGGUCCUCGUUCGCAACCUUUUGCAGAGCAUGGAGGGCAAGGAGCUGGAUGCUUCUUAUGAUGGAUAUACCUCUUGCCCAUUGUUGACUCAGUAUGGCAAGGUCCUUCUUGCCGAGUUCAAGUACGGCGGAGUGCCCAAGGAGACAUUUGGAGACUGGUUCGGUAUGGACCAGGCCGAGCCUCGUCGCAUGUUCUACCAUUUGAAGAAGGACUUCUUCCCUUGGGUCUACUAUAACUACAUGAUCAAGGGUAACUGGGGUGGCCCGAAGGGCUUCCUAUAG
This is a messenger RNA of Penicillium griseofulvum, 1323 nucleotides long. RefSeq names its product NAD(P)/FAD-dependent oxidoreductase. NCBI's taxonomy places the organism in Eukaryota, Fungi, Ascomycota, Eurotiomycetes, Eurotiales, Aspergillaceae. Gene Ontology annotation, cellular component: mitochondrion. Gene Ontology annotation, molecular function: sulfide:quinone oxidoreductase activity; FAD binding. The record is from RefSeq and is a predicted model, not a curated record. The coding region runs from base 1 to 1323 and encodes 440 amino acids. The transcript has a single exon.